UCAGUCUUCACUUCAUUUUCUUCUUCUACCCAAAAUCUGAUUUCAGAACAACAACGUUGUAAUGCAAAACAUUUUCAAAAUCAAACACUUUUCUUGUUCCAUUCUAUGUUGUCCCCUUCAACAAAACCCUUCACAUCUUCACUUCAAACCUCAUUCAAACGUGGAUUCAUUCCAACUCCAAAUUCAAUCAACACCUUCUUCCAUUUCCUCUUCAAUCUUCGCAAAUUCAACCUAAUCAUCAACCUUUUCAAUCAAUUCACCACAAACAAAUUCCCAACAACUCACAAAACCCACAAAAUCUUCACAUGGGCACUUCUCAAUUCUCAUCAUUUCGAACAAGCAGAACGAUUCAUGAAGAAAAAUCCUCACACCCCAUUUGGCGCGUGGGACGCGCUUAUACGUGGUUUAUGCUUCACGCGCCAAGACCCAGAAAGAGUUCUCUCUGUUUUGCAACAUUGUUUGGUAAAAAAUAGUGUUUUUUUAUCUUCUUCUGUUUUUUGUAGCGUAAUUCAAAAUUUUUGCUAUUUGGGUCAUGUGGGUAAGGCUAUUGAGGUUCUUGAAUUGAUGGAUGCGUAUAGAAAUGUGUACCCUUUUGAUGAUUUUGUUUGUAGUUCAGUUAUUUCGACUUUUUGUAGGAUCGGAAAACCAGAACUUUCGAUGUGGUUUUUCGAUAAUGUCACACGGUUGAGGAGCACGUGGCGGCCGAAUUUGAUAACUUGUACUGCUAUUGUGAAUGCUCUUUGUAAGAUGGGGAGGGUUGAUGAAGUUUGUGAUUUGGUUCGGAAGAUGGAGGAAGAUGGAUUGGGUUUGGAUGUUGUUUUGUAUAGUGUUUGGGUUUGUGGGUAUAUUGAAGAAAAGGUUUUGGUUGAGGUUUUUAGGAGGAUGAGAGAAAUGGUGAAAAAGGGUAUAAAUCAUGAUUUUGUUAGUUAUACUAUACUUAUUGAUGGUUUUUCUAAGUUAGGUGAUGUUGAAAAGUCUUUUACUUUCUUAGCUAAGAUGAUUAAAGAAGGGAUUAGACCUAAUAAGGUUACUUAUACUGCAAUUAUGUCUGCAUAUUGUAAGAAGGGUAAAGCAGAGGAAGCAUUUGGUGUUUUCGAAAGGAUGAAAGAUAUGGGAAUUGAGUUGGAUGAAUUUGUGUUUGUGGUUUUGAUUGAUGGGUUUGGAAGGAUAGGAGAUUUUGAUCGCGUAUUUCAAUUGUUUGAUGACAUGGAGAAGAGAGGGAUACAUCCUAGUGUUGUUACGUAUAAUGCUGUUGUAAAUGGUUUGUCAAAGUAUGGGAGGACAAAAGAGGCAGAUGAGUUUGCGAAAAACAUGACUGCGGAUGUGAUUACCUACAGUACGUUGUUGCAUGGGUAUACCGAAGAAGAGAAUGUUUUGGGGAUUUUGCAAACGAAGAAGCGGUUGGAAGAUGCUGAUAUCUCCAUGGAUGUUGUAAUGUGUAAUGUGCUGAUUAGAGCAUUGUUUAUGAUGGGGGCUUUUGAAGAUGUUUAUGCACUUUACAAAAGAAUGCUGGAAAUGGAUCUGGUUCCGAAUUUGAUUACUUACUGCACAAUGAUUGAUGGCUAUUGCAAGGUUGGUAGAAUCGAUGAGGCACUUGAGGUAUUUGAUGAUUUCAGAAAGACAUCAAUCUCUUCAUAUGAAUGCUACAAUAGUAUUAUUAAUGGCCUUUGCAAGAAGGGUAUGGUAGAAAUGGCCAUUGAAGUAUUUCUUGAACUUGACCGCAAUGGUCUCGUGUUGGAUACAGGUACAUAUAGGUUGUUAAUGAAGACAAUAUUCAAAGAAAGUAGUUCGAAAUUGGUCUUAGAUUUACUUUGCAAAAUGGAAGGUUUGGGGCCAGAUAUAUAUAAUGCAGUAUGUAAUGAUUCCAUAUUUUUAUUAUGUAAAAGAGGAUUGCUCGAUGAUGCAAAUCAAUUAUGUACAGCGAUGAAAAAGAACGGGUUAACUGUCACAUGCAAGUCUUAUUAUUCACUUUUGAGAAGGCUUCUUUGUGUUGUUGGGAAUAGGGAUCAAAUUCUUCCCCUUUUGAAUAGCUUUCUGAAAGAGUACGGUCUAAUCGAACCAAAGGUUCAAAAGAUUCUUGCACGAUACCUUUGUCUGAAAGAUGUCGAUAGUGCCCUUCGAUUUCUUGGAAAAACUGUGGACAAUUCUUCAGCAGUCACUUUUCCUGUCUCCAUUCUCAAGAUUCUCAUAAAGGAGGGUAGAGCUUUAGAUGCAUAUAAGCUUCUCAUGGGGGUGCAGGAUAAUUUACUGGUCAUGUAUGUCGAUUAUGCCGUUGUGGUUCAUGGCUUAUGCAAGGGAGGAUAUCUCAAUAAAGCAUUGGAUCUUUGUGCCUUUAUCGAAAAUAAAGGGAAGGAUUUGAACAUAGUCGUAUAUAAUUCAAUAAUAAAUGGAUUGUGCCAUGAGGGUUGUCUUAUUGAAGCAUUUAGGCUAUUUGAUUCUUUAGAGAAACUUAAUUUGAUGACCUCUGAAAUAGCUUAUGCCACAUUAAUUUAUGCUCUAUGUAGGGAGGGAUAUUUAGAAGACGCAGAACAUGUUUUCACAAAAAUGGUCAUCAAUGGAUUUCAACCAAAAACACAAGUUUACAAUUCAUUACUCGAUGCUAUAUCUAAGUUUGGACAAUUAGAGAAGGCAUUUGAGCUUCUGUAUGAUAUGGAGAAAAAAUAUGUCGAGUUUGACAAUAUGACAGUUAGCGCUGUAAUAAAUUGCUAUUGCCAGAAAGGUGACAUGGAAGGUGCCCUCGAAUUCUAUUACAAGUUCAAGGGUAAGGAUAUAUUACCAGAUUUUUUGGGGUUCUUGUAUUUGAUUAGAGGUCUAUGUACCAAGGGAAGGAUGGAAGAAUCCAGGAGUGUCUUGAGAGAAAUGCUCCAGUCCAAGAAUGUUGCCGAGAUGAUUAACAUAGUCAACAGCGAGGUUGAUACCGAGUCAAUAUGUGAUUUUCUUGCCACUUUGUGUGAACAAGGAAGUAUAAAAGAAGCUGUUACAGUUCUCAAUGAAAUUGCAUGUAUGUUUUUUCCUGUUCAAAGGUUGUCUACUUCUAAUCAAAGAUCUGAUAAACCACAGAAGAUGUAUGAAUCGAAGGAUUUUGGUUCAAAAUCUUCUACGUCUCUACCUUCAUCUUGCAAAAGCGAUUUAGAUUUUGAAUCUUGUGAUACUAGGGAUGUAAGGAAUCAUAUGACAAAUAAGGAUAGUCAUUUGAAAAGAUCACGAUUGCGUGGCUUUGAUUUCUAUUAUUCUAGAAUUGCUGCACUUUGUACCAAAGGGGAAGUGCAGGAAGCUAAUCAAUUAGCAAAGGAAAUGCUUUCUGACCUGAUAGAUCCUAUGAACUGAAACAUUUGGAAUACAAAUUAAAGGCUUUCAUUUAACACGGAACAUCUCUCUUGGUAGUGCCAGCAAAAGGAGCACACGGAUGAAUUCCGCAGUUGGUGAUUUGAUCUCAUACCUUCCAUAAUCUCUUAUCUCGUAUCGGGGAGACAGUGGUUGGCCUCUAAAAUAGAAGCAGCGACAGCUAACUAUGGCUGAGGAAGCAAACAGGAAAAGCUUUGUGGUGGCUGCUUGCCUGCGGCAGAGAAGAGGCAUGGAAGAGCCAGCUGCGUGUAAAACGUUGAGCAAAUUAAAGGAACAACAGGUUUUAGUUCUUACAUCAUUGUGGUGUGUUGCCAAGUUAUAUAUUAUUGUUUUUGCUGUUGUUUGUUUUGUGAGUGAUAAUAUUCUUGAUGGUUUGGGUGAAUAAUUUUAGGGUGAUGGGAGUUAGGCAAUGUUGUCAAAUAGUGACGCUGUAGCUAUAGCAUAGCAAAUUUGAACAAAUCACUAUUGUUUAGAAAUACACUAUUUAGUGCAAGUGUUGUCAAAAUAGCGGCUCUAUAGCACUGUCGCGUAGCAGAAUUUGAACAUACCACAAUUUCCGAUGAUCUGCGAUUGACAACACUUGAGUUAGGGACUGUCACUCUUGGUUAGUGAUUUUGGUGGGAAUUUUUUUACUAAUGUGUUAGAAAAGGAAAACAUUUAUUUCUAAGCUAUCUAAAUGUAUCAUCUGACCAAUUCUAAUUAACAUCAUUAUUUUCUCCUUUCUGUUGAAUGCAAUCUAUAAAUGGGUUGAGUCAAAACUAUAUAUCAUAUUUUUUUGUUUCGAUUUACUUUACAUAGGGUAGGAAAGGAAAUAUAAUAGACAAAACUUUGGUUGUGAAAGGCGAGGGAUAUUAUAUUGAAUAUGGGAAGUGCCCCAAGGGGUACCCUGUUUUGUAAACGGAGGACCACGUACUACUCUUGAGCAUCACACAUGUGCGCACUGCCGCCGUCUGGCCGGCUUGGUUCGGUUCCACGUUUGAUCCAAUCUGUUUUAAGUUAUCAGAAGAUAGAAAAUUGUAUUUGAUGUUUUUGGAAUACUGUUUUAAUGAUAGAAAGGAAAUAAAUUAAUUGAUAAUCAUUAUAAUUAGUUAUUAUGGCGUAUAUCUAUGCAGGGGAUGGAAAAUCAGAAGACCAAAUUUUAACGGCUUUAAGGAUUCCGUUGCAAUUUUGAUCAUGUUUUUUUAUCUAAGCAGUUAAUGCACAUCAACCAGGUACUAUCUGUUUGGAUGUACCAAAUUUUCAUCAAGAAUUUACCAAACAGCCACCAAAAGUACAUGCUAAUGUUUCAUUAUAGUAUCUUGUGUUGUUAUGAUGUUUGCAAACUCUUAUACUCCAUUGUGUAACUUUGGAUGUAAAUUUAGAUGGUUAUUGCAUUUUUAGUUAUGCAAUUCUUCAGAAGUUUUGAAUGUAUGUAGUAUGUAACAAAAUGUGUAUUAGGAAAUUGUUAAGGGACUUUUUGGACUAGGUUUUGUCGUUUUGAGAGAAGAAAAUGAUUUUAGAAAAGGGUAGUCAUAGUUUCUUCUCUAGUUUUUUUUUUCUUCCUUUGUUCAUCUUGUCAGAAGCAUAGCUCCAUGCCAUUGUCAUCCUUCUUUCAUUUUGUUGUAUUCUCAAUUUCAAUGUCAAUAUCAAAUUGUGGUUCAUAUUCAUA
This is a messenger RNA of Trifolium pratense (red clover), 4993 nucleotides long. Its product is annotated as pentatricopeptide repeat-containing protein At5g57250, mitochondrial. The record is from RefSeq and is a predicted model, not a curated record. The transcript has 3 exons. Gene Ontology annotation, molecular function: protein binding. The coding region runs from base 106 to 3327 and encodes 1073 amino acids. NCBI's taxonomy places the organism in Eukaryota, Viridiplantae, Streptophyta, Magnoliopsida, Fabales, Fabaceae.